AAGUGACAUUGGUGGGGCACCAUUUGUUGGAAAAACCAACCAGUUGCCUGUUGCCAUGCGACGACUUGCAUGCACAUAAUUUUCAAAGUCUUCCACUGACCAACGAGGCAGUGAGCACGGAACACACACAUCAUCGCCUAAGUACAAAUCUACACAUCUUCUUCAGGCUUUAGGCCUUCAUCCAUUCUUCCUCCACCUCCUUCAGGCUUCGACCAGAUCACAGCUCUCCAGUUACUACCAGCCAUGGCUGCCAAGACCACCUCAUGCUUCACCUUCCUCAAGGAAGCGCUGGUCCUCCCCACGCGAAACCCCAAGCUCUUCGCCCCCAUCCUCAUCUUUGUGGCCGCCAUCGCCUUCCUCAUCCCCGCGGUCAACGUGGUCUUCAUCCAGCCGCUCACCGCCGAGAUGCUGCACCACGUCGCCGAGAUGCAGACCACCGACCCCUCGAGCGCCGAGUACGCCAGGCUCCUGGAGGAGAUACGUCAGGAGGCCAGGGAGCUCGUCCUCAUCGCCGUCGCCCUCACGGUCGUCACCCUGCCGCUCGUCUUCGCCAAGCAGAUCCUCGCCUUCUCCGCGGCCUCCACGACGUACUCCGGCGACCGCUACUCCCUCGCGGAGCUCCUCCGCAGGGUGACCAAGUGGGCCAACCUGAGGGGCCCUCUCGUCACCGUGGGCGUGGUCACCGCGCUCCAGCUCACGUUCAUGGCGCUCCUGGGCGUCUACCUCUCCGCCGUCAUGCGCCACGCGGGGGUGCUCUCCGUGCAAGGCGCGGUCUUCGUCCUCGCCUUUCUCGCCUUCAUGUACUUCGGGGUCGUGGCCGUGGUGGGCGUCGCCGUGUCGGUGGCCGACGAGGGGUGCCGCGGCGUGCGCGCGCUCGGGCGGGCGUGGCGGCUCAUGACGCGGGUGAGGCGGAAGGAGGGCGCCCUGCUGGCGGCGGUGAUGGUCCUCCUGCCGACCGUUGUGAGCCCGGUGUACGCGCUCGCGCUCACGUACGCCAGGAAGAGCAUGGCGGUGGGGCUGUACCUGCUGUUUGGGUACGCUCUUCUGUCUGCUGCGGUGCAGGUGUUCUACAUCGCGGCGGCUACGGUGUACUACUAUGAGGCCAUGGAGAGCAAAGAGGUGGUGGUGACUUUUCAUGGCUAUGCCAAGAUACCUUCCGGUGAGGGUGAGGCAAAUGUCUGAUUGAUCGGCCGGCCCCGUAUAAUGAGUCAUGUACUUGUGGUGCUUCCUAGCUGUGUGAUAAUAGUCUUUGUACUACGUAUACAUACAUAAGAGUAAAAAUAUAAGUGUAGGUCAACAAAUUUGUAUUCCCUUCUUUCUAUGGUCAAGUGCACAUAUUCAGGUCAUGAA
Molecule: messenger RNA, 1350 nt
Organism: Aegilops tauschii subsp. strangulata
Lineage: Eukaryota; Viridiplantae; Streptophyta; Magnoliopsida; Poales; Poaceae
Source: RefSeq, a predicted model, not a curated record